UUUCAAUAAUAAUAAUAAAAAAAAAAGAGUCUGAUUAAUUAUGUAAUUUAUAUUAAAUAAAAUAAAAUUAUUUAUGUAAAAUAAACAGAAAUAAUAAUAAAAAAAAGAUAUAGCUUGAUAAAAUUAUCAAAUUAAUUAAUUUGGAAUUAUUAAUAAAAAAAAAUGCAUAAAAUGUUUCAAGAAAUACUUAAUUUGAACAAUAAUAAGAUUAUGUAUAUUAGUGAAUAUAAUUAUAGUAGGAUUAGGAUUAAUAAUAUUAUGUAUAUAUAUAAUUAAAGACAUGAAAAGAAGUACUUAAUUAACCAUAUAUCGAUCUUGAUCUUCUUUUUCUUUCUUUCUUUCUCAAAUUAAUUUCAUGAUGAUUGAACAACAACGUAGUAAAAGAGGAAGACCUAGUAAUCCUCAAAAAUCCAUUAAUCAUAAUCAUAAUGAUCAUGAAAUCAUGAAGAAGAAGAAGACUAAUAAUUAUGAUAAUGAAAUGAUGAAGAAGAGAGACAAAGAUCAUCUUCACCACAAAAAUCAUCCUAAUAAUAAUAUUCCUUCUCAUAAUUAUAAUCAUCAUCCUUCUACUUCUACUAGUUCAUCAUCAUCAUCAUCAUUAUUUAAAAGAGAAGAAGUGCCAAUGAGUGAGCUAAUUCUUGCUGCAAAAAGGAGAAAAGCUGAAUUGCAAAACACCAUUUUCUUAGACAAAGAAAGUCUCCAAAAGGAAAGAGAAUCUAUGCGGCUUAAACUUCAAAAGAUCGAGAAAGAAGCUACACCUCCCGAACAAAACCUAAUGGCUUUAAUGGAACUCGAAAAGCUAUGCGGAUACAAGUCUUCAUUAUAUCAUAUAUUAGACUAAAUCAUCAUUGUUGGUGCCUCGAAUCUUCUUCGAAGGAGAUGUUCUUUAGUAAUCGAGUGAAGAAGCUCGGUUUGUUUUUCAAAGGGUAGGGUGAUUGAUCAGAAAGAAUAAACAAGUAUACCAAACAUAGCCUUAAUUUUUUUGACACAUUAUAAGUUUGCUUUCCUCACACUUUUUACUAAUACUGUAAGUUCAUUUUUAUUUUCUCUUUUUAUUAGUAUUAACCAAAUUGGUUAUUCAAA
This is a messenger RNA of Cannabis sativa, 1083 nucleotides long. RefSeq lists its product as uncharacterized. Bases 356 to 841 code for a protein of 161 amino acids. NCBI's taxonomy places the organism in Eukaryota, Viridiplantae, Streptophyta, Magnoliopsida, Rosales, Cannabaceae. The record is from RefSeq and is a predicted model, not a curated record. The transcript has 4 exons.